CCCACUUCUCUAAAACUAACCCCAUGUCUCUUCUGCAACAUGCUUCUUUCCAAAGCCUGUCAAUCAAAAACCGCUCUUUGAAUUUGAGCUUCCCAAACCCUAAGCCGUAUUCACCAGACCCCAUUGAUUUCAGGACCCCGAAAACCCUGACCUUAAUGGGUCUUCUCCAAAAUGAGUCUUUCACCAGCCUGGUGAUCAAAAACCACUCUUUGAGCUUCCAAAACCCUAGAAAACCCAGAAUCCCUAUACCAGAAACCAAUUAUUUCAGAACCCAAUUAACAAUUUCUUGCAGUUUGCGAGGGGGACCAAGAAAACCGUUAUGGAGAGGAAAGGUCAUGAGCACCGAAGCCAUACAAGCAGUGCAGUCUCUAAAGUUGGCUAAGUCUACCUCCAAUUUAGAGGCAGUUUUUGCCACUAAACUUGGCAGGCUAAUAAAGGCUGAUUUGCUAGCUACUUUGACUGAGCUCCAAAGGCAGAAUGAAUGGGAAAUUGCCUUAAAGGUUUUCGAAUACCUGCGCAAGGAGGUGUGGUACAAACCAGAUCUUUCAUUGUAUCGCGAUAUGAUUUUUUUGUUUGGACGGAAUAAAAUGAUUGGCAUUGCAGAAGAACUUUUCUACCAAAUGAAGAGUGAGGGCUUGCAACCUGAUACGAGGGCAUAUACUGAAAUGAUAGGGGCCUUUUUACAAGUGGGUAUGGUGGAAAAGGCCAUGGAGACUUAUGCUUCAAUGAAGGAUGCAGGGUGUGACCCUGAUGAGUUAACGCUAACCAUUUUGAUUCGGAACCUUGAGAAAGCUGGAGAGGAAGAGCUUGCAUCUUCAGUGAGAAGGGAGUGUCAAACGUACAUGGAUUUUCCAAGGCAGUUCCUGGAAAAAGUUUACAAAACAUAUCCAAAGAGAUCUUUGGAUGUGGUGUGAGAAGCCAAAUGAGGUCUUGUGUUUAUUUCAGUAAAAGGUGUUCAUAUUCUGGCUCAAGGCAAUUUGGGAACCUGGAGGUUGAAUGUCAUAAACCAAAUUCUUGGUUCUUGCAAAAUUACAUGGAGAAGAGAAAUAAAAAACAGAUGUAUGAUCAGUUGCGAUGUCCUUCAAAUAUAGUUUUUGUGUUUUUUGUUUUUUAGGUAAUUCAAUGAGGAAGACAGGCCCCUUUUUUUUUUAUCGAUUAGGGAGUUAGCUUUUUUUGAAGGUGUCAAUGGGUGGUACCAAGAGCAUUGGAAACCACAACGUGGUAAGUAGGUAUGGCGGUGCUACUACUACGACUCAGCCUCUUUCAAAUAUAGUUGCAUCUUUUUUUGAAUCUCAUGAAACAUGUGGGGUUCUAUUUGACACAAAUUUGGUAAGAAGGAAACUUGGAGCGUGUUUGUUUUGGUAGAAGCUUCGGCUUCAUUGUUUGAUGGAAA
This is a messenger RNA of Amborella trichopoda, 1393 nucleotides long. RefSeq lists its product as uncharacterized. NCBI's taxonomy places the organism in Eukaryota, Viridiplantae, Streptophyta, Magnoliopsida, Amborellales, Amborellaceae. Gene Ontology annotation, molecular function: RNA binding; protein binding. The record is from RefSeq and is a predicted model, not a curated record. Gene Ontology annotation, biological process: chloroplast organization; Group II intron splicing.